Molecule: messenger RNA, 3958 nt
Organism: Lepisosteus oculatus (spotted gar)
Lineage: Eukaryota; Metazoa; Chordata; Actinopteri; Semionotiformes; Lepisosteidae
Gene: kcnj2a
Product: potassium inwardly rectifying channel subfamily J member 2a
Biological process (GO): regulation of monoatomic ion transmembrane transport; potassium ion import across plasma membrane
Cellular component (GO): plasma membrane
Molecular function (GO): inward rectifier potassium channel activity
Source: RefSeq, a predicted model, not a curated record
CAUCGCGGUAGCGAAUGGGGCAUUGGUUUUGACAGUAAUUUUUUUUUUUAAAAAAAACUAUACAUAUAUGAAAUUAUAUAAGGGCAACCUAAUGUUGGAUACUCGAGAGCAAUAAACACCGGGGAUCUAUUCUAUAUCUGUUUACAGCGGGGUAACCAGUUUCCCUUCGGAGAUCAACAGAACACUUCACCAAUGAGGUCCAAAGACCAGAUGAAAGAGGACUGAAAGAAUUCUUCCUCAGUCCACAGACCUUCCUUGGUGGGGCCAAGGAUAGCAGAGGGGCAGAGCACCUUCUUCCAAUUCACCCUAUUUCUUUUGUGUGUGGUCCCACGAGCGUUCAAAACUGUUUCUCCAAAGGUUUUUCCAGAAACUCAGACUGUUUUCCAAAGCAGAAGCACAGCCAUCCCAGGCAGACGCGAUGGGAAGCGUGCGAGCCAACCGCUACAGCAUCGUGUCGUCUGAAGAAGACGGGAUGAAGCUGGCCACCAUGGCCGUGCCCAACGGCUAUGGAAACGGCAAGGGCAAAGUUCACACGCGGCACCAGAGCCACAGCCGCUUCGUCAAGAAAGACGGCCACUGCAACGUGCAGUUCAUCAACGUGAGCGAGAAGGGCCAGCGGUACCUCGCUGACAUCUUCACAACCUGCGUUGACAUCCGCUGGCGCUGGAUGCUGGUCAUCUUCUGCCUUGCCUUCAUUCUUUCCUGGCUCUUCUUUGGCUGUGUCUUCUGGCUAGUGGCUCUGUUCUACGGCGACCUGGACAAUAACACUCAGAAAUGUGUCUCCAACGUAAGCAGCUUCACAGCGGCUUUCCUCUUCUCCAUCGAAACGCAAACAACAAUAGGGUAUGGUUUCCGUUACGUAACAGACGAGUGCCCUGUUGCCGUCUUCAUGGUGGUCUUUCAAAGCAUAGUGGGCUGCAUCAUUGACGCCUUCAUUAUCGGAGCCGUCAUGGCCAAGAUGGCCAAACCCAAGAAAAGGAAUGAGACCCUAGUCUUCAGCCACAAUGCCACUGUAGCCAUGCGGGACAAUAAACUGUGCUUGAUGUGGCGUGUGGGCAACUUGAGGAAAAGCCACCUGGUUGAGGCGCAUGUGAGAGCACAGCUUCUUAAGUCCAGGACCACAGCUGAGGGGGAAUAUAUCCCCCUUGACCAGAUGGACAUUGAUGUAGGCUUUGAUAGUGGCAUUGACCGCAUUUUCCUGGUGUCACCCAUCACCAUUGUCCACGAGAUUGAUGAGGACAGCCCCUUCUAUGACAUGAGCAAGCAGGACCUCGAGACCUCUGAAUUCGAGAUUGUAGUCAUCCUGGAAGGCAUGGUAGAAGCCACAGCCAUGACCACUCAGUGUCGCAGCUCCUACCUGGCGGGAGAGAUCCUCUGGGGUCACCGCUUUGAGCCAGUUCUCUUUGAAGAGAAGAACUACUACAAAGUAGACUACUCACGCUUCCACAAAACCUAUGAGGUUCCCAGCACACCUCUUUGCAGUGCCAGGGACCUUGCCGAGAAGAAAUACAUGCUACCCACUUCCAACUCCUUUUGUUAUGAAAAUGAGGUGGCACUCCUGAGUAAAGAGGAGAUGGAGGACAUCGGAGGCAGUUUAGGGCCUGAAGGCACCAACACUGACACAAUCUCAGAAACAGACCACAAUCAGGCCACUAUGCCUCUAGAGCCCAGACCUCUGAGACGUGAAUCAGAAAUAUGACUGUAUAACUUUUGGGAAUAGGGUUUGCAGAAAUCUCUUUUUCAAAAGGCACAUUGAGCUGAACUGGGCCCAAAAACGGAAAUCCAGUUUCAGCAGACGGUACUGCUGUGAGUAGUUUGGAUUGAGGACUAGAAUAGGAUUUCUUUUUCUUAAAAAAACAGACACACAGACAACAUUAUGAGCUUUCUGAUAAAGAAUAUGAAAGACUGCCGGAUGACACAGUGACAGUAUUUAAUUCUAAGUGAAAUGACUAUACUUCUGUGUGUAUCAAAAGGUGGAAAGGAUUAAGGUUGAAAAUGGAUGUUUUGUGUUCAGAGGUUGAAAACUGCAGUCAUGUCUCUGGGUAUCUGUCCAGAAGAAACAUGAGAACAACAAGAUGGGUUUAGUAGUAUUCAUCUGCUUUAUUGUUUUUAAAGCUGCUAUUAAAAACAUGUUUUACAAUAAAGGCAGGUAAUACUUUUCCCACACACACACAUAUGCACGCCUCUCUGUGUGUUAAAAAUAUAGAAAUUGUACUGAGUAUUGUACAAUUGACUAGAAUUCUCAUUGCCAUCUCCUUUUUUUCCCCAUCUUAAACCAAACAAAUUUGCACAUUUGCACAUAAAAUAGAUCCCAGGCAAGAGAGCUCUGAAGUCUUUGUUAGAAAAUCAAUUAAAAGGAUGUUAGUUGUAGUCCAUUAGAUGUUUUAAGAGUGAGAAAUUUCUUACACAUUUUCCAGUGAAAGCACACUUGGCCCACCACCUGUUGCCUGUCCUCAGCUGUCCUACUCUGUGGGCUGGGCUGGGCUGACCUGGACUGAACUGGUCUGGUCCAGUGUGCAUGCUGAUGAAGCACUGACCGAAUAGGAAGUUUCAUAACGUUUCCCUAGAGACAGGAUCCUGACAGACAAUGCUGAAGAAGAAGAGAAUUAAAAAAAUAAAGAAUACCAUUGUAGUGUUUUAAAUGAAAUCAUUAAGCAAUACUUCCUCUGUGUGGGUGACAUGGAAGCAAUAAGAAAUGCUAAUACUCAGAGCACAUAUAGUCUGUUUUUUGUUCCUGUUGCUGUGCUUUAAUCUUAAUCCUCUGUCAACGAGCAGGUCUCUUAAGGGAACAUUUGUCUGUUGAGCUGCAAAAUCAUCAUAAAAAAUAUGCAAUCCAUGUAAUUAAAUCUUUUGAAAACUGCUGCAGCCACAGCUUUUAAACAGAUGGACUUGUUCAGUAACAUAGCAGCAGCAAACAACAUACAUGUUCAGAGGGGCAAAACAUAUGAGACUGUGCACGUUAAACUGCUGAACCCAUCUUGUUCUUAUCUAAAUAUAGAAUCCCUUUGCAAUAUGAGCCUCUAUCCCUGUCUCAGACCCUCUUUCCAGAAAACCCAGUGGAAUUUCAUUAACAUAAGCAUUGGCUUCUGAUUAGAUAUCUAAACCUGGUCUUGGGUGUUUUUUUUUUAAGUAAAAACACACAGAGGAGCUUGUGAGGAGUCAAAUUAAUAGAGAGCGUGUCUGCUUCUGUUGAAGAAUACAGACAGAAAGUCAAGAAUUUAGGAGUGCAUCAGAAAACAACUGAGCAAAUGAAUGUCAUGAAUUGCUGCUAUACUGCGUGUAUUGUAACGAUAAAAAUAGCUUGAAGCCAAAGAGUAUUCAUUGUGUAGGAAAAAGAAACAAAGUUGAACAUUUUUUAGGAACCAAAAAUCUACACUGACUACAGUCAAGGAGCACACUGAGGCUUUUCAGUCCACAAAAUCACAUGGUUCAUUCACAAUAUCUUUUCAAGUGAGAUGACUAGUUUUGCAAAAAGACAGAUUUUUCUAAAAGUAUAUGUAUAAGUUGAACAAAUAUUUUCAUAUUUAAAGCCAAAUGUAAAUAGGACUGUUCCUUAAAUAGGCAGUUCAUCAUUGCUACAGGUUAGCAACCCUUUUACCUUCUCUUGUCAAGCCUUAUAGGGUCCCUGUUGCUGUGGACUGUGUUUAUUAUCCACGCAUGAUUUUAUUACUCAGUUUGACUAGGUUAAAAGCGAUUUUGAAAAGUGUUCUGGAAUGUUCUUUAUCAAGAAGUUUAAUUUUUUUUAAGCCAAACCCCCAGACUCAUUAACCUUGUGCAAAGCAUUUCAGGCCAGCCCUCUUUCUCCCACAUUACUGAACCUCAUCUGUGGUGCACUUAAGACUUUACAGAUGUGCUAUACACUGCAGGCAGUACCUGACAUUAGCAUUAGUCCUUCCCUGGACACUCGUGACUCGUGGGCUUAGCGCCCACCCACUUCCACACUGAAUAUACUCUCCUA